Messenger RNA from Poecilia reticulata (guppy), 2663 nucleotides. The record is from RefSeq and is a predicted model, not a curated record. Lineage: Eukaryota; Metazoa; Chordata; Actinopteri; Cyprinodontiformes; Poeciliidae.
CUUUGAGUGAAAAGCCGCAGCGGCAUUGUCGGAGUGGCUCCUCUCGCGCCGGUAGACGAUCUGCGCUGGAUGCUCUCAUGCCUGCUGUGCUGUCUGACUCCGGGAGGAUGGACGGUGUGUCGUUAGGUCUGGUGGCAUCGCCGCGUCCGAACUGCGCCACGGAUUCAGAGGACGACGCGGCGAACGGAGGGAUUCACACCUUCAACCAGACGCACAUGAGGAAGGCCUUCCAGCUCAUGAACGACCUGCGCAGUAAGCAGAUGCUGUGUGACGUCCAGCUGGUGGCGGGCAGCGUGGAAGUGCCUGCUCACCGGGUGGUCCUGGCAGCCUGUAGUCCGUACUUCUGUGCCAUGUUCACAGGAGAUAUGAGCGAGAGCAAAGCACAGCAGGUGGAGAUCAGAGAGGUCGAUGGUCAGACGCUGAGGAAGCUUGUGGAUUACAUUUACACCGCAGAGAUAGAGGUGACAGAGGACAACGUCCAGGUCCUCCUGCCAGCAGCCAGCCUCCUGCAGCUGAUGGACGUUCGUCAGGUCUGCUGCGAGUUCCUGCAGUCUCAGCUUCAUCCCACCAACUGCCUGGGCAUCAGAGCCUUCGCUGACCUGCACACCUGCACGCAGCUCCUCAGUCAGGCCCACGCGUACGCCGAGCAGCAUUUCUCCGAGGUGGUGCAGAGCGAGGAGUUCCUGGGUCUGUCUCUGCAGCAGGUGUCCAGCCUGAUAUCCAGCGACCGGCUCACCGUCUCCACUGAGGAAAAGGUUUGCUUACCGGCUCGUUUCUGGUCCAAGAUGUUGAAGAACCAACAAGAUGGCCGCCAUGCUCGUCAAAGAAUUUACCCUAAAUUUGCUAAAAUCUACUCAAGACUCAAGUGUUUUGUUGUCAAAUUAUACAUAAUUAGAGUCCUCAGCCCCAUGUCUCCGUCCUCAGCCCCAUGUCUCCGUCCUCAGCCCGUGUCUCUGUCUCCUCCAGGCGUCGUCUCCGUGGCGGGGCGUGUCUACGCCGUCGGCGGCUUCAACAGCUCGCUGCGGGAACGGACCGUGGACGUUUACGACGGCGCCAGGGACCAGUGGAGCGCGGCGGCGAGCAUGCAGGAGCGGCGCAGCACGCUGGGGGCGGCGGUGCUGGGCGAGCUGCUCUACGCCGUCGGCGGCUUCAACGGGAGCAUCGGUCUGUCCACCGUGGAGGUCUACAGCCAGAAGACCAACGAGUGGAGCGCCGUGGCGUCCAUGAACACCCGGCGCAGCAGCGUGGGCGUCGGCGUGGUCGACGGGAAGCUGUACGCUGUGGGAGGUUACGAUGGAGCGUCUCGUCAGUGCCUCAGCACGGUGGAAGAAUACGACCCGGUUUCUGAUCAGUGGGGCUACGUGGCCGACAUGAGCACACGGAGAAGUGGAGCAGGAGUCGGGGUUCUGGGCGGCCUGCUGUACGCAGCGGGCGGCCAUGACGGUCCUCUGGUGAGGAAGAGCGUUGAGGUGUUCGACCCGCAGAGCAACACGUGGCGCCUGGUCAGCGACAUGAACAUGUGUCGCCGGAACGCAGGAGUCUGUGCCAUAAACGGGCUGCUGUACGUGAUCGGCGGUGACGACGGGUCCUGCAACCUGUCGUCUGUGGAGUUUUACAACCCGAUGACGGACAAGUGGAGCCUGAUUCCCACCAACAUGAGCAACGGGCGCAGCUACGCCGGAGUGGCAGUGAUCGACAAGCCGCUAUGACCCGGGCAGAAACCCAGAACCAGAACUUUAUGGUCCACUGAGAGCCUCCAUGUUUGGUUCUGAUCCGCUUCCCUUGGGGUUCCAGGAUAAACGGAUGUAAAUCCACCAAACCGAGCCGCCGGUUCUGUUGGCUUGGUGGUCGGACUCUAAGGAGUCGGUUGCAAUAAUUGGAGCGGGGACACCUGGUGGUGACCAGCAGUAUUCCUCCUCGACCCAAACGCCCGAAACCGGAGAGCCGCAACAAGAAGAAUGUUAAAAUGAUAUGCAACAGAAGCAGCAGUUGAUUUUUAAAGCUUGGGAUCCGUUUUGUGUUUUGGUUCUGGGACUAAACGCUGCUGAUGUUCUGCACUGAACGCUGCUGCUCAUUCUGAAGCUGCCAGCCGCACACAUCAGAUCAGAGACACUGGAGCUGAAAAUGAUGCACUGUAAAAAAAUGAGCUGGAAAAGACAUCAUGACUUUAUUUAUUGACUCGGUUGCCACUGCGUUCAGGAACAGGAUCCUGGAACGGAACCAUGUUUACCGGACUGGAUCUUAGUUUAUUCUAUAAAAGCACAUAAAGUUUAAAUAUAAUCUUCCUGUUUUAUACGUCACGUGAUUUUCAUUUCAUCUGCUUGGAUUUAAUGCUCUGUUAUGUUACAGAGAACUGGGAGCGGUCUUCUUCAGGUGGAAACACCUGCAAGUAGGUAAGACUCUCCAGCACCACCUGUGGUGGGAAACAGGAACUGCCUGAAAAUAAGAGGAAUAAUCAGUAAAAUAUCUAAUAUUCAGGCACAUCAGUAACAGUUUGAUGUUUAUUAUUAUAGAACUUGUAAAGAUGUUUAAAAUGCAUCUGUGAAGAAACACUAAAUGGACUUUGAAGUAUAUCAUGUGAUUGUUUAAAGUGACCAGAUGGACAUUUUUCUCACUGCAGUUGCUAUAUUUUUUUAUAUAAACGAUGAAUAUUGUGAACAAAA